AAAUGACACCUAAAAGCUUUGAAGAGGAGAGUUUGCUGGCCGGUGAUGAAAGGAACGAGACAAAAAGAGCAAUGCUCAUUUUAGAAGAUGGGACAACAUACAGUGGCAUAUCAUUUGGAGCUGACUUCAACGCUUCCACCAGCGGAGAGGUGGUAUUCCAAACUGGUAUGGUGGGGUAUAUAGAGUCACUUACUGAUCCUAGCUACGACUCUCAAAUACUGGUCCUAACCUACCCACUGAUUGGAAACUACGGAGUACCUGAACUAGCUGCUGAUGAGUUUAAUCUUCCCAAGUUCUUUGAAUCAGAUAAAAUACACGCGUCUGGUUUGAUUGUAGCAAACUACAGUGAUGAAGCAAGCCAUUGGGCCUCUGUGAGAACCCUGUCUGAUUGGCUUAAAGAUCAGAACAUUCCAGCUAUUACUGGUAUCGACACGAGGAGUCUCACUAAGAAGAUAAGAGAGCACGGUACAAUGCUUGGCAAGAUAAUAACAGGAGAUACUGAUCCGGAUACUAUAGAGUUUGUGAACCCGGACCUGCAGAACCUGGUCACACGGGUCUCCUGUCCUACUGUCAAGAACUACAACAGAGAAGGCGAUGUUAACAUCUUGUGUAUUGACUGUGGGAUAAAGAACUCCCAGAUCCGAUGUCUUGCUGAGAGGGGCGCUUGUGUUACUGUUGUCCCCUGGAACAUGGACUUCUCCGUCAUUCUCUCCAAGUUUGAUGGCUUGUUUAUCAGUAACGGUCCCGGUAAUCCCGAACACUGCUCCGUUCUCAUUGAAAGACUCACUGAGAUCCUGUCUCACGACACAGUGCUCCCCACAUUUGGUAUUUGCAUGGGUUCCCAGUUAGUAGGCAUGGCUCUGGGUUGUACGCUUUACAAGCUAAAGUACGGUAACAGAGGCCACAAUCAGCCGUGUACCCACGUGGAGACCAAGCGGUGCUUUAUAACUAGUCAGAACCACGGCUUCGCUCUCGAUACUUCCUCGCUUAACGAUGAUGUAGAAGAGUUGUUUGUUAACGAGAAUGAUAAAACAAAUGAAGGUCUGAUCCACAACACCCGACCUAUAAUGACAGUUCAGUUCCACCCGGAAGCUAUGGCAGGUCCUUCAGAUACUAACUUUCUCUUCGACGUCUUCCUCGACCAUGUCAAGCAGACUAAGAUAGGGCAAGUAACGAUGACACUGAAGGAGCGUCUAACCCACAAACUGCUACAAAAGAAAGGGCUCUGUCCCCGCAACACUCCAAUAAUACAGGCCCCUUACAAGGUCCUCAUACUAGGAUCAGGGGGCCUCUCUAUUGGACAGGCUGGCGAGUUCGACUACUCUGGCUCACAGGCUAUAAAAGCACUAAAGGAGGAAGGAAUGCAGACAGUACUGAUCAACCCUAACGUAGCCACGGUACAAACUAGCAAAGGACUAGCUGACAGGGUCUACUUCCUACCCAUCACUAUCGACUAUGUUAAACAGGUGAUAGAAUCAGAGCGCCCAGAUGGAAUACUCCUCUCUUUUGGGGGCCAGACUGCUCUGAACUGCGGAGUUGAGCUCUUCAGGGACGGGGUGCUCGAAACUUAUAAUGUUAAAGUCCUAGGCACACCAAUACCAAGUAUAAUAGCUACAGAGGACAGGAGGGAGUUCGCAAUAAGGUUAUCUGAAAUUGGAGAGAAAGUUGCUCCCAGUGACACGGCUACUAACCUACAGGAUGUGCUGAGUAUCGGUAACAAGCUAGGGUUCCCAGUGUUGGUCCGCACUGCCUUCGCUCUGGGAGGGAUGGGGAGCGGGUUUGCGAGUGACGAGACCGAACUAGCAGCCCUGGUCAAGUCUCCUCUAGCUAGCGGCAGUCAGGUGAUAGUAGAUAAGAGUCUGAAGGGGUGGAAGGAGGUUGAGUACGAGGUGGUCAGGGACGCGUACGAUAACUGUAUAGUUGUGUGCAACAUGGAGAAUGUGGACCCUCUCGGUAUUCACACCGGAGAGAGUAUAGUAGUGGCUCCCUCCCAGACUCUCACUAACAUUGAGUACAACAUGUUACGUACUGUGGCUAUUAAAGUGGUCAGACAUCUGGGCGUAGUCGGAGAGUGCAACAUUCAGUACGCUCUCAAUCCUCAGUCACAACAGUACUACAUCAUAGAAGUGAACGCUCGUCUAUCACGGAGUUCAGCUCUGGCCAGUAAAGCUACAGGAUACCCGCUAGCUUACAUCGCUGCUAAGCUCGCUCUUUUGUACCCACUUCCUGACCUCAAAAACAAGGUAACUAACAAGACUACAGCUUGUUUUGAGCCCAGUCUGGACUACUGUGUGGUUAAAAUACCUCGCUGGGAUCUGGGCAAAUUCCAUCACGUUAGCAAGAAGAUCGGCAGCUCAAUGAAGAGUGUAGGAGAGGUCAUGUCAAUAGGGCGCACAUUUGAGGAAGCACUACAGAAAGCUCUGAGAAUGGUGGAGAGCUCUACUCUCGGGUUCUACGGGGACAACCGUGUAGUGAACGAGGAGGAACUGCGGAACCCAUCAGAUAAGCGUAUCUUCAUGAUAGCCCAGGCUAUUUCUAAUGGAUAUAAUGUUAACGAGCUGAACACUCUCACCAACAUUGACCGCUGGUUCCUUAUGAAGAUGCAGAACAUUAUAGUACAGCAGCGCAACUUGGAGAGCUACAGAAGCAGGUUGAACAAUCUGCCUAGAUCGUUACUCCUUACAGCAAAACAGUUGGGAUUCAGUGACAAACAGAUCGCUCAUUUUGUAGGAAGUACUGAGAUUGCAGUUCGGGGAGUAAGACACUCCUUCAACCUCCAGCCUUGUGUAAAACAGAUAGAUACUGUAGCAGGCGAGUAUCCCGCAGAAACCAACUAUCUGUACCUGACUUACAACGGGUGUGAAGACGAUGUGGUCCUUCAUCAGGGUGGAGCGCACAUGGUGCUGGGUAGUGGAGUGUACAGGAUAGGGUCCAGUGUAGAGUUUGAUUGGUGUGCUGUGGGCUGCACUCAGGAGCUUAGAAAGUUGGGUUACAAGACUAUAAUGGUUAACUACAAUCCUGAGACCGUGUCGACUGAUUACGAUAUGUGUGAUAGGCUCUACUUCGAGGAGAUCAGCUUCGAGGUUGUAAUGGAUGUGUACGAGUUGGAGAACCCAGAGGGAGUGAUAGUGUCAAUGGGAGGACAGCUGCCAAACAACAUAGCUCUUCUUCUACACAGAGCGGGAGCUAAUGUACUGGGCACCAGACCAAGCAUGAUAGACAGCGCCGAGAACAGGUUCAAAUUCUCAAGAAUGCUGGACUGGAUGAACAUAGCCCAGCCCAAGUGGAAGGAGCUGACGGACCUGGAGUCAGCUGUAGACUUUGCUACACAAGUCGGCUACCCGGUCCUAGUGAGACCUUCUUACGUUCUCUCUGGAGCCGCCAUGUCUAUCUGUCACAGAGAUGACGAGUUGAAGGAGUAUUUAGGAAAAGCAGCAGCCCUGUCGCCUGACCAUCCAGUUGUUAUCAGCAAGUUUAUCAUGCAAGCCAAGGAGAUCGAUGUAGACGCUGUAGCGUGUAACGGGGAGGUUCUAGUAAUGGCUAUCUCAGAGCACGUGGAGAAUGCAGGAGUACAUUCCGGGGACGCCACUCUUAUCUGCCCACCACAGGAUAUGAACGAAGAGACUCUGUUGAAGAUAAGGAAGGUGUGCAGAGCAGUGGGUCACGCCCUACAAGUAUCAGGCCCCUUCAACCUGCAGAUAAUAGCUAAAGAGAACAACCUGAAGGUUAUAGAGUGCAACGUGCGAGUGUCUCGCUCCUUCCCAUUCGUGUCCAAGACCCUGGAGGUGGACUUUGUAGCUCUCGCUACUAAAGUGAUACUGGGGUUACCUUGUGAGCCCAUUACCCCUGAUCCCAUGACUGAUUCUCGGAGGAUUGGAAUUAAGGUAGCCCAGUUCUCCUUCUCCCGCCUGUCAGGGGCUGAUGCUCUAUUAGGGGUCGACAUGGCCUCCACUGGAGAGGUAGCUGCUUUUGGGUACGAUCUCUACUCAGCUUACUUGAAAGCAAUGGUUAGCUCCGGGUUCAAACUACCCAAGAAGUACAUCUUACUGUCUAUUGGUAGUUAUAAGGGUAAGCAGGAGAUGCUGGACAGUGUUAAGUUGUUGCACAAUAUGGGCUACACUCUCUACGGAUCGUCUGGUACUGCUGACUACUACAACGAGCACGGGAUUACCAUUACCUCCAUCUCGUGGCCGUUCAAUGAGAACGGUGAGGCUAGCUCCAGCGACACACCCAGUAUCGGGGACUACAUGUCCUCUCAGCACUUCGACCUUGUCAUCAACCUUCCACUGGCUCACAAUGUGUACAGCAGCUACAGUAGACAGAAGAAGAGUAAAUCGUACGGUUACUUAACAAGACGAAUGGCUAUUGACUUUGCUAUUCCUCUCAUCACGGAUAUCAAAGUCGCCAAAUUGUUUGUUAUGGCGGUGUACAAAUGCAGAGGACCGCCUCCUUUGUCGCUGUGUGACAUCCUCUCCACACGCAAGACCAUCACCCUCCCCGGUCUAAUAGACGUGCACGUGCACCUGCGCGACCCUGGGGCUACCCACAAAGAGACGUUCACAACAGGCACCUCCGCCGCGCUGGCUGGUGGUGUGACCAUGGUGUGUGCUAUGCCUAAUACUAACCCGCCCAUUGUAGACAAGGAGUCGUUCGAGCUGGCUAGUAAGAUAGCUACUAGUGGGGCAGUGUGCGAUUAUGCACUGUUCGUGGGGGCUAGUCUGACUAAUUGGGGCGAGGUGUGCGAGUUAGCGCCGCAAGCUGCUGCUCUGAAGAUGUACUUGUGCGACACCUUCACUACUCUGAGACUGGAUGACAAUACUGUCUGGUUGAAACAUCUCCAGAACUGGCCCGCACAGUACCCGCUGUGUAUCCACGCUGAACAAGCUGAACGCACGUGCAGUUUACCAGCUAUAUUGUUCCUGGUAUCUGUUGCUAGGCGACCAGUGCAUAUCUGUCACGUGUCUAAACGUGUAGAGCUGGAACUCGUCAUCACUGCUAAACAAGCUGGAUUGCCGGUUACCUGUGAAGUGUCUCCCCACCACCUGUUCCUGACCAAUCAGAGCACAGUACUCAACUCUGCUGUAAGACCUGCUUUGGGCACCGACGAGGACAGGCAAUUCCUGUGGGAUAAUCUCAAGUUCAUUGACAUAUUCGCUACUGAUCACGCUCCGCACACGGUCGAGGAGAAGACUUCAGACAAACCCCCAGCUGGUUUCCCCGGAUUGGAGACUAUGCUGCCGUUACUCCUGACUGCUGUGGCGGAGGGAAGGCUGACUGUGCAGGACAUAAUACUGAGACUGCACACCAACCCCAUCAAGAUAUUCAACCUCCCUGAACAACCUGACACUUUCAUAGAGGUGGACAUGGAGGAGAAGUGGACUAUUCCCUCCGCUAUGAGGUUUUCUAAAGCUGGUUGGACCCCGUUUGAAGGAAUGGAAGUUCAGGGCUCAGUCUCUAAAGUGGUCCUCAGAGGAAACACUGUCUUUAUUGAUGGCAAGGUGUUAGCAGAGCCGGGGUACGGUGAGGACGUAAGAAGAAAGUCUCUGUCAGCACAAGUACAGGACACUAGUUCCUCCGUGUUAGUUCCCAGCUCUCCCGCCAGUCCCGGAGUUGACAGGGUCAAGUUUACUAGCGAGGACAGUGACAACGAGUAUAAAGCUGGAGGAAUGGUGACUGCUUCCCCCAAAUCUGUAGUGUUCCACGACCCUGUCAGCAAGCUUACAGCUGGCAGACAGAGACACUACUCUCUAACAGACGCUAGUGGGUGUUUGAGACAGAUCUCAAUGACUGAGACACUGAAUGAGACAGAUGUGUCGCGACUUAUACCUGUCGUGAGACACAACCUCAACAACAAACACAUCCUAACUGUGAAGCAGUUCGAUAGGAACACUCUGCACCAGAUCUUCACAGUGGCUCACCAGUUUAAGAGGAAGUUACAAACAGAGAUACACACGCUAGCUACAGGGUGUGUUCUGGGGACUAUGUUCUUUGAGCCUAGUACUCGCACCCAUCUCUCCUUUACUAGCGCCAUGCAGCGCUUAGGUGGUACAGUGAUAACUCUUAGUCCAAGUGAGAGUAGUUUGCUGAAAGGAGAAAGUGUAGAGGACACAGUUAGAAAUAUUCAAGGUUAUUGUGAUAUUAUGGUAAUGAGACAUCCUACCCCUGGACAAGUCACUACUGCUGCUAGGCACCUACAUAAACCCCUGAUAAACGGGGGAGAUGGAGUGGGGGAGCACCCAACACAGGCUCUACUGGACGUGUUCACUAUCAGAGAGGAAAUAGGAACUGUUAACGGAAUAACGGUGACGAUGGUGGGAGAUUUGAAGCACGGAAGAACUGUUCACAGUCUGGCGAGGCUACUCACUCUGUACAAUGUUAAGCUGCAAUACGUGUCCCCGUCUGAGCUGGACAUGCCUGCUGAUGUGAUAGAUUAUGUCAAGAACAAAGGAAUACCGCAGACUAGCUACAGAGAUCUGCUGGACGCCAUGCCAUCCACUGAUGUGCUAUAUGUAACCCGGAUACAGAAAGAAAGAUUCCCGUCGCCUGAGGAUUACGAAAAGGUAAAGGAUUCCUACCUGAUAACGCCUGAGACUCUGAUAAAAGCUAAACCUGGCAUGGUUGUCAUGCAUCCUCUACCUCGCGUCAACGAGAUCAGUGUUGAGAUAGAUGCAGAUCCACGAGCCGCUUACUUUAGACAAGCUGAGAACGGAGUGUAUGUUAGGAUGGCACUGCUGGCUAUGCUGCUGGGCAAAUGUUAGGAUGACCCGGUUACAGUUUGUCAUAGAUCUGGACUCGAAGUCUGGAUCAGGAAUGGAUCUUGAGGUUAUACUUUUUUAUGUAAUUUUGUAGAAUUUGUUUUGGUUGGAGAACCUGGAAUUUAACAUAUCUUAAGUAUAAAACUAUAAUUAUAACAUGGUGCCUGUUUUCCCUCCGUUAAUUGGAAUUUGGCAAUUAUUUUUUAUCUACUGACAUGAGAAAUUUGGCAUUUUUUCGUUAAUUUCUUGGAAAGACGCAUUCUAGCUUAUCAAUUCAAUUUUUAGAAAUGAAAUUUGAUUCGUCAAGAUCCUCAAUUAUCACGCCACCUAACGAUAUUUUCGUUUUAUCCUUUGAAGUUUGGGCGAUUUUAAAUCAAUUAAUUACGCUCGCGGAAACAUUUUCAAUUUACAAAUGUUAAGGUUUGCUGUUUCGUUUUCAAUUUACAUGGCUCAUAGUCAUGGUAUUGGUAAGAAAAUAAGACCGCCCAUUUGUAGAACAGGUCGCCAGAUUGAUAGAAGUAAUUUCUAAUGAGUAUAAUGUUAUUAGUACUACUAAUAUUAUUAGCCAGUCAUAAUCACAAAUAUCUAGAUAGCAUUAGUGUUUAUCAAUGAUUUAUAAAUUAUUAAUAUACCUCUUUUAUUUAUAUUUCUUUAUUUCUGCGAAGAAUCUAAAUCAUCUCAUCAUUAUCUUAUUAUUUCUAAUAAUUAGAAGCAUUCAGAUUAAAGAUGGCGCACUUUUUUUAAUGGUUACCCAACUACAAAUGUGAUAUUGAUAAAUAAGAAGCCUUGUGAUAUGGCUAUUAAGAAGGUGAAACCUCCCACUCAAAUGUUAAGUACGGUUUGCUGUUUCGUGUGCUGGCCACGAGCGGAACAGUAGGUUACUGCUGCUAGUGCUAGCAUUGUUUUAAUCUAAAUUUACCGUAUCUAUAUUCGACAAAUUUAUCGUCUACUUUAUGUCGGAGGGGUCCGGGACUUCUAUGUGCAGCUUUGCUUUAAAAGAAAGAUAUGACCUCUAUUUCGGAAAGAAAUUAUAUUUUUAUCAAAACGUUUAUUUUUUAAAGACGCUUUUUAAAAGGUUUUAUUGUAGGUUAAUUUAUUACAUAGCUUUAAAAGCUACAUUUUAUGUUUGUGUUACUUUAUCUGUAGUCUGUAUUAAAAACAAUAUUCUUAAUUUAUUAACUA
Molecule: messenger RNA, 7937 nt
Organism: Bolinopsis microptera
Lineage: Eukaryota; Metazoa; Ctenophora; Tentaculata; Lobata; Bolinopsidae
Product: multifunctional protein CAD-like
Biological process (GO): L-glutamine metabolic process; 'de novo' pyrimidine nucleobase biosynthetic process; UTP biosynthetic process
Cellular component (GO): cytosol; cytoplasm
Molecular function (GO): dihydroorotase activity; carbamoyl-phosphate synthase (glutamine-hydrolyzing) activity; aspartate carbamoyltransferase activity
Source: RefSeq, a predicted model, not a curated record